GGUGCGCCCAGGCUCCGGCUACGCAUGCGCUCCUUUGCUUUGGAUCCCAGACUGUGGCUGGAGGAGGGAGGGGGACAAAGUGAGUAGAGCGCAGCCCUCCGGCCAAUCAGUCAGGAAGCAGCAGCAACAGCAGUAGGGGCAGAACUAGGGGAUUCUCAGCACUUUGCAAAGUUCCCUGGACACAGAACCAGCCCCGGGAUCCGGAGUAAUCUGUGCGGCCAUCGCAUUCAUUCCCUGCUGCCUCAUCACCAUGCUUUGGAUCUCCUUUUACCCCUUGCUCGCUUGCACUUUAGCGCUAUCCAGUCUCCCCGUCGGGGCAGAUCUCAAGUCCAAGAGUUGUUCGGACGUUCGGAGACUUUACAUUUCCAAUGGCUUCAACCAGAACGAUGCUCCGAACCACGAAAUCAAUGGUGACCACCUGAAAGUCUGCUCCCAGAGACACACAUGCUGCUCCCUAGCAAUGGAGGAAAAAUACAGCCAGCAGAGUAAACAUGACUUCAAGGCUGCGGUUAUUGAACCAUGUAAUAACAUGCAACAUGUUUUUGCCUCCAGAUUCAACAAGUUUGAUGAGUUUUUCAAAGAACUUCUUCAGAAUGCUGAAAACUCUCUAAAUGACAUGUUUGUGAGGACUUAUGGGAGGCUUUACAUGCAGAACUCUGAGCUUUUUAAAGAUUUCUUUGUGGAACUAAGAAAGUACUAUGUUGGCGGUAACGUCAACCUGGAAGAGAUGUUGAAUGAUUUCUGGGCGCGGCUGCUGGAGCGCAUGUUCCGCCUGGUCAACCCCCAGUACCACUUUACAGACGAGUACUUGGAAUGUGUCAGCAAAUACACGGAUCAGCUCAAGCCAUUUGGGGAUGUGCCACGAAAACUGAAGCUUCAAGUCACUAGGGCCUUUGUGGCAGCUCGUACAUUUGCACAGGGACUGUCUGUGGCCCGGGAUGUCAUCAAUAAAGUGUCUACAGUAAACCCAACGCCACAGUGUGUGAAAGCUAUGCUGAAAAUGACCUAUUGCCCGUACUGCAGUGGACUUGUCACUGUAAAGCCUUGUAACAAUUACUGCCUUAAUGUUAUGAGAGGCUGCUUGGCUAAUCCUGGAGACCUCGAUACCGAAUGGAACAAUUUUAUAGAUUCCAUGUUAUUGGUAGCAGAGAGACUGGAAGGGCCAUUUAACAUUGAAACGGUCAUGGACCCCAUUGAUGUGAAGAUCUCUGAUGCCAUCAUGAACAUGCAGGAAAACAGCAUGCAAGUGUCACAAAAGGUUUUCCAGGGAUGUGGGCAGCCCAAACCACUUUCACAGGGAAGGCCGGCUCGCUCUGUUUCUGACAGCAACUUCAACAAUCGCUUUAGGGCGUAUAGUCCUGACGAACGACCAACCACUGCUGCAGGCACCAGUUUGGACAGACUGGUGGCAGAUGUUAAAGAAAAACUGAAAACCGCCAAAAAGUUCUGGUCGUCCUUGCCAGGCAACAUCUGCAAGAAUAACCGGACCUCAGGAGACAGUGAGGAUGAUUGUUGGAAUGGUAGUGAAAAAAGCAGGUAUUUGUAUGCAGUGAUUGGCAACGGUUUGGCCAGCCAGGCAAACAACCCUGAUGUACAAGUUGACAUCACAAAACCAGAUAUAGUCAUCCGUCAGCAGAUCAUGACACUGCGCAUCAUGACAAAUAAAAUGAAGAAUGCUUAUAAUGGGAAUGAUGUGAACUUCAUUGACAUAGUUGAUGAAAGCAGCGGAGAAGGAAGUGGCAGUGGCGGUGAGCCCGAUUCCAGCGAAACAGAUAAGGUUGAGCCGAAGACCAGAAUCAUUCAAUUUGAACAGAAAACGCCUUCUGCAGCCUCUUCCAACAGUGUUUCACUAUCAGUCCUUAUCCCAAGCAUUUUAUUCUUGGUGAGGCAAUGGAGAUAAUGGAAAAUAUUGUUAAACACUAGCAAGAGACAAUUUAUUUCAGUAUGAAAGGCACCUUUUCUUUUAUAACAUCAAGUGACUUGACUUUGGUACUGGAGAAAGGUGCAUCAUUUUUACUAUAUCGCCACAAGAUUUGGAUCUACCCUUCACUCUCAGUGACUGUCAUGAGGGAUCAAAGGAUUUAAUAUCUGUCCUUUUUGUGGCAAACAGACGUGUACAUAAAGUUUUGCAGGUAGCUCAGCCUUAGCAUUUUUUUUUUUUUUCGCAUUUCCAUAAAAUUAAUCCCAGGGUCACACAUUCAUAUGUAACAUGUAUGCUUUUUUUAUGGGAUAUGUGUAUAGAAGCUAUUUUUAUUUAUAAUUGUAUCUUUCUUGGGAAACUGGCUGUGCAGGCAGCAUAAAAAACAAAAAUAUGCUUCUUUUAGUAAAAUCUCCAGUAUUGCGUCGUUACAAUUGCUUUCUGUAUUGGGUAAAGAAGAAGAGACCGAAUAUGGCGUUUAUCUAUGAUAGUACUCUGUCUGUUCAGAUAAGUUUUGGUACAUUGACUUUUUUCCAGACCACUGGAACGGGUUAACGCUUUCUUACAAUUGUGAGAUAUUCAAAAAAAAGGGGUGUGGUCAAAUUACAUUUUUCAAUUUGGCUUGAUCCAACGUCACCUAUUUUUUUUUUUUAAUCUCUGUUUGUAGGGCUGUUAAUGAAUUGAUUUAUCUGGUUCUGAUAGUAGAAUGUGAAAUAUCCUGUAAAAUACAUAAGAAAUAUUGUACAGAUUCGAGGUGCAGCAGUUCUGCAAGAACGAGCAACACUCAACAGACGGUAACACGAUUAUUUUUUAGAUCUAAACAAUUCAAUUUGUUGCCAAAAGGUACUAUCCUGGCUAAUAAGGUAGCAACUUUUCCAAUUUCCAAGUGUUCAUUUAUGUAAACCAAAUAAAAAGGCCAAAUGUC
Molecule: messenger RNA, 2843 nt
Organism: Xenopus laevis (African clawed frog)
Lineage: Eukaryota; Metazoa; Chordata; Amphibia; Anura; Pipidae
Gene: gpc4.S
Product: glypican 4 S homeolog
Exons: 9
Coding region: 251-1900 (549 amino acids)
Biological process (GO): cell migration; regulation of signal transduction; regulation of protein localization to membrane
Cellular component (GO): extracellular matrix; cell surface; synapse
Source: RefSeq, a predicted model, not a curated record